This is a messenger RNA of Ostrea edulis (European flat oyster), 4862 nucleotides long. Its product is annotated as deubiquitinase MYSM1-like. Gene Ontology annotation, biological process: double-strand break repair. Gene Ontology annotation, cellular component: BRCA1-A complex; BRISC complex. NCBI's taxonomy places the organism in Eukaryota, Metazoa, Mollusca, Bivalvia, Ostreida, Ostreidae. The coding region runs from base 70 to 2775 and encodes 901 amino acids. Gene Ontology annotation, molecular function: metallopeptidase activity; polyubiquitin modification-dependent protein binding. The record is from RefSeq and is a predicted model, not a curated record. The transcript has 16 exons.
UCUAAGUAUGAAAAAACGUAUGAAAAUAGAAUCUGUACAACUUAAUCAAUAUCUGUGAGGCCAGACAAGAUGGCAGAAGACGGAGAGAUCGACAUCGAAGGAGAUUUUGAAUUUAAGUUAGAUGUGGACACUGACAUAUAUGAUGAGCUUCCCUCUAAAAGUGCCAACCUGCUACCAGAGUACACAAAUCCAGCAUGGAUGCUGGAGCAGGGUUGGACUAUGGACACAUUUGAUGAGAAAUCAAAAGCAACAAUUGAAAAAAUGUUACAAGAGGAGCACUAUUACACUAAUGGUAAGGGAAGCCCCCGUCGAGGGAAGACGCCACGACUUUUGUCUAGGAAGCCACCGAUACAGAAACAGCCCUGGACAGAGGAGGAAAAAGUCAUGUUCGAAAAAUACCUGGAAGUGUUUGGGAGAAGCUGGUCAAAAAUAGCUGAACUCAUGCCAAACAGGACGAGUCUGCAGGUCAAGAACUAUGGUCAGCAGUACUUCAACAGGAAAGCAAAAGAGGAUGCCAAGAGUGUUGAUUCAGAUUUGAGUAGUCCCCCUGCAUCUUCAACAUCUGGCAGUAAGGACAGUCCUGUUGGAGAUGUUUUAUCUCUUGUCACCACGGCUCAAACAACCGUCACCACCGUAACCAAGCCCAGGAAUUCAUCCCCAAGGAAGAAAAGCAUGCUGGAGAAAAUGCUAAUAAAUAAUGGCACCAAGUACAAAGAAAAAAACAAACUACUGGUUGGUCCCCAACUCUUCCAGAAAAUGCAAAAGACGAAAUCUGAUCCUUCGGGUAAAAAGCGAGAAGCAGAAUGGAAGGAGGAUGUUGGAGCUUCAUCCAGUAGACCUGUUGUGGGUAAACAGAGGAAGACAGAAAACCCGGAGGAAGCACAGGGCCAGGUGCUGGUAGUCAUUAAUUCUGCUCCUCCGAAGCUUGUCUCCAAAACAGAGUCAUUGAUCCCACCUCCCACAGGAAGUUUGCUGGUGACAGCGCCAUCUAGUGUGGGAAUAGGUCAGCUUAGUCCCUCGCUUGAAUCUCGUCUACAGCAGUCGACAGGAGUCAUUGAGAAUCUGGAUAGAUUCUGUGCCGUGGCGGACAUUGUCACAGAAGAUGAGGAUGAAGAUGGAGAGAUUGAUAUUGAAAAUGAGGAUGAGGAAAAUCCUAUCCUAAAAUCGAGAUCAGCCUCCCCCAAUUCAGUGUAUGAACAGUUGAUCCGCGCCGCCAAUCUCAGCAAACCUGCAGAAAGAGCCAGGAGCAAGGAGAUAGAUGUCAGGGAGAAAUCUCCAGAAGUUGAACAAAUUCAGGUCAAGGCUGUCUCGGACCACAGUGUUGAAAAAGAGAUUGAAGUGAUUCAGAAGAUGGAGAACGAGAUAUGGAAAUUCAACAGGCCAAAAUCAAUUAACAGUUUGGUGUUGUGGAGUGGAGAGAUUAUGGAUUUUCCUGUUCCUACACAGGAAGCUAAUGUUGAUCAGGGCAUCAUCACGGAAGAGGAACGCCGCAUUCAUGCAGAUUUCUUUGAUGGACGCCCUUCUAAAACUCCAGAGCGCUAUUCAAGAAUUAGAAAUUACAUUUUGGAGGCUUGGAAAAAAUGGAAACCAGGAUAUCUGAACAAAACGUGUGUGAGGCCAGGUCUGAAGAACUGUGGUGAUGUUAAUUGCAUUGGAAGAAUCCACUCUUACCUGGAAUGUAUAGGAGCCAUUAAUUUCAGUUGUGAACAAGCCUCGUACAACCAGACGUCCAAACCUGGAUUGCUUCUAUCCAAGGAGCGAGCCACACGUGAAGCCAUUGUCAAGCUGAGUUUCUCCAAGUCCGAGUCCAUGAGACCAAGGAAGAGGAGAAUCCGGAACGAAUACGGACAGUGGGUAGAUGAGAAAGAAUUACAGGGGAAAACAAUACAGCAUCAGGAUAAAAUUUUGACUAAGGAGAGUUCAGGACGAGUGGCCAAAACACCGAAGGUUCCAAGUCUGGACCCUUUCAAACUUAUCCCGUGUCAGAACUUCUCACAAGAGAGACCAGCUCCUUUCUAUGUUGAAAUACACAACACGGCCCUAGUGAUCAUGGACAUUCAUUCUCAUGUAUCCAAGACAGAGGUCAUAGGAAUGUUAGGAGGUUGUUACCAUGGUGAAGAUCAACAUCUAGAAAUCACCAUGGCGAUUCCCUGUAACAGUGUCAGUACUGGUCUUCAGUGUGAGAUGGACCCAGUGUCUCAGACGUUUGCCUGUGAGGAGAUUAACAACAACAGAAUGAAUGUUGUAGGCUGGUACCACUCCCAUCCAACCUUUAACCCCAACCCAUCAAUUAGAGAUAUCGAGACUCAGCUCAAAUUUCAGGAUUACUUUGCCCAGGAUGGUUUCUCCUUUAUUGGUGUGAUAGUCAGCCCCUAUAACAGGACCUCCCAAAGCCUCUGUUCAGAGUUCCAGUGUCUCACCAUUAGCUCCGAGCUCAGCCUUGUGGACCAGUGUAAUGUACCAUUCUCGUUUAACUAUGGGAUGAUCAUGCAGUCCUUGCAGUCUGAGUUAGUGAUACGCAGCAUUAAAACAUUGGCAGAGAAAUACAGCCUUGACAGAAACCGUGUGGAGCUUUUACAGCCAUAUCUCAGUAUCACUUCCUGUCUAAACAAGAUGCUUGAGUCCUUGAAAGACUCUUUGGAGCCUAACUCAGAUGAGUCUACUCAGUUUUUAGAGAUAGUGAGGGAGAUUUUUACGGCUUUAUUCAGUAAUGAGAGGAAUGUUCCAAGUCAAGUUGCAGAACUGCAGGAAAUGAUCGCCAACACCCAAUCUUGACACAUGCUGACUAUUGUGUUGCUGCAAUUCUGUAUUCGCCUGCAACAAUAACCUACUUAACUGUAUAUUCGCCUGCGACAAUAAUCUAUAGGGCUAAUGUAUUAAAACAUGGUGAUAACAUAUUCACCAGAAUUUAAACAAAGACUAUAGAAUCCUUCUUAUAUAAAAAUUACAUCGAGGAUAAUUUGUGAGAAACUUCUCUUCCAAAAUCAAAAGUUGCAAUUUUAUUUAUUCUUCACUAAAUUAUAUAGACAAAGUGCUUUAGAAUACAACACUCAUAAAUCUACAUUCUCAAAAAUUGCCACUGAACAGGUAUUUUACCAAUCAUAUUAUAUGAAGAAACUACCAAACUUUUCUGGUAAAUUUCAGAAUGAAUUUGUUUUAUCAGAAAUAUAGACAAACAAACCAGAGAUUUUUUUCACCCUCCAAGAUCAAAGUUCAAGGUCAUAUUGUUUUUGAUCUGUCUGUCUGCAACUUUAACCUUAGUCAUAACAUUUGAUCUUUAGAUACAAGAUAGAUACUAUAUACUUGGUUAAAUGAAAGGUCAAGGUCAUAGUUUUUAACGUCAUGCAUCAAAUUUGUCACUAUUGGAUGCAAUCCAAGAUCAACUGUCAGGUUCAAAUUUGUCAUAAAUUGAUCUUUUUCAAUAGUUUUUAGCUCAAGUGAGCUUUUCUGAUAGCCUGUUGUCCGUCUGUCUGUAAACUUUUUACAUUUUCGACUUCUCCAGAACCACUGGGCCAAUUAUAACCAAACUUAUAACCAAACUUGGCCAAAAGCAUCCUUGAGUGAAGGGCUUUCAAGUUUGUUCAAAUGAAGGGCCAUGCCCCCUUCAAAGGGGAGAUAAUCACAAAAAUGCAAAAAAAUAGGGUAGGGUCAUUUAAAAAUCUUCUUCUCAAGAACCACUGGGCCAGAAGAGCUGAAAUUUACAUGAAAGCUUCCUGACAGUGCAGAUUCAAGUUUGUUAAAAUCAUGACCCCCAGGGGUAGGAUGGGACCACAAUAGGGGAUCAAAGUCUUACAUACAAAUAUAUAGGGAAAAUCUUCUUCUUGAGAACUACUAAGCCAAAAAAGCUGAGAUUUACAAUGAAAUUAUGUCCCCCGGGUGUAGGAUGAGGCCGCAAUAGGGGAUCAAAGUUUUUCAUACAAAGAUAUAGGGAAAAUCUUUUAAAAAUCUUCAAGAACUACUGAGCCAGAAAAGCUGAGAUUAACAGGAAAGUUUCCUGACAUAGUGCAGAUUCAAGUUUGUUAAACUCAUGACCCCCGAGGCUAGGAUGGGGCCACAAUAGGGGAUCAAAGUUUUACAUAACUAAAAUCUUUAAAAAUUUCUCCUGAAGAACCAUUGGGCCAAAAAAAUUUACAUUCACAAGAAAGCUUCCUGACAUAGUGCAGAUUCAAGUUUGUAAAAAUCAUGGUCUCUGGAGGUAAGAUGGGGCCACAGGAGGGGAUCAAAUUUUACAUACAAAUAUAUAGGGAAAAUCAUUAAAAUGUUCUGAAAAAUCACUGGGCCAGAAAAGCUUACAUUUACAUGAAAGCUUCCUGACAUAGUGCAGAUUCAAAUUUGUAAAAAUCGUGGCCCUCGGGAGUAGGUUGGGGCCACAAUAGGGAUCAAAGCUUUACUUGCGAAUAGAUAGGAAAAAUCUUUAGAUAUGAGCCAAGGUGACUCAGGUGAGCGAUGUGGCCCAUGGUCCUCUUAAUUUUAGUACAGUCUGAUAAAAAAUCUAUUGACUUGUGCAUGUUUUUUUGGUUUUUUGUUGUUGUUUGUUAUAUCACCCUGAAAAUAAUUUUGUUAAGCAUGUCUAUGACUGAAUAGCUAUUGUUGUAUACAUUUAUCAUAAGGUAAAAUUUUGAAGUUUUUGAUAGACUUUAUCAGCGAUCAAUGUGAUCCAUGUUACAGAAGCAUUUCAUAACAAGAAUCCAAUUUAUUCUGUAAGCAGGUCCAACUAAUGAAGUGUUCAAAGUUUCAUGUGUUGUAGAAGCAUUUCAUAACAAGAAUCCAAUUUAUUCUGUAAGCAGGUCCAACUAAUGAAGUGUUCAAAGUUUCAUGCUGAAUAUUUAUUAUGUCAUUGUAUUAAAAACUUUGUUAUUGCA